AUGAAGGGCACUCCCGUCGACCAGCUCGUCUACGAGUGUAUGUUCCCGAAACCACGAUCUACGGACCCCCAAAACUUCCACUCGCUCCUGCACCGGCACCUGAUUCUCGAGGUGCGACAGGAAGUCCACUCCUUCUAUGGCCACCUCAACACGCAAGAAGCCAAGUAUCCUGGCUUGGACUACUGCCAUCGCAUCCACCGUAUCAGACUCAGUCGCUGGCCUUGGCAUCGACGCCUGUUCCGUGCCCUGGACACUCUCCGCUUGACGCACUCCGAGAUUUCAAAUCUGACAAAGUGGGAGGGGACGAGAUGGGCCAAAGAGCGCUUCGAGCGCGACGCAGGAGUCGUCAUCAGGGACACGGCAACCGAGGAGGUGGGACAAUGGAUUGAGCCCGAAGACCGGCCACAAGCUCUGCGCGCCAUGCUGAGGGAGGAAGGUCUUGUAGAUGAAGAAGCAGAAGAAGAAGAAGAAGAGGAAGAAGAAGGGGACGAGGAAGUGGACCCGGGGUUUGAUGAGGACAUGGAAGGCGAGGAGAGCGAGGGCGAGCUGCAGAGCAUCGGCGUCCCCUUGAAUCAGCAGCUGCUGGCGCGUCGCGAAGCUGGUGAGAAUGCAGUGUCGCUUGAUGACGAGUGGGAGCAGUGGCUAAAGACGGUCAUCGACUCUGGUGCGCUCCCAUUCCUGACCGCCAGCGAUCCGGCAACUGCGACCUUGAUUCCCCAAGCACUGUUGCCUCCGAGGGUGCUCAUGGCCGCGAGGGCGGGACAGUGGGAUCAAGUGCCUGCUUUCCUUCACGACAUGCUCAGGCGCACUCUCUGUAUCGAGGCAGAAGCGACAGCAGAAACAACAGAACGCAGUCAGCCGCGCAUCGAAGGAUCUUCCAGGUCUGCACGCAACAUCUUGAGCUCAUCCUCCUGGCGACGGACCUACUCCGGGCUCAGCUUACCUCAUGGAGACAACACCGCCAAUACAAGCUCUGAUAGUGUGCGUUAUUACAACCGAACAGCGCAACCUGGUGCGUAA
This is a messenger RNA of Truncatella angustata, 1020 nucleotides long. RefSeq lists its product as uncharacterized. Bases 1 to 1020 code for a protein of 339 amino acids. The record is from RefSeq and is a predicted model, not a curated record. NCBI's taxonomy places the organism in Eukaryota, Fungi, Ascomycota, Sordariomycetes, Amphisphaeriales, Sporocadaceae. The transcript has a single exon.